Pelecanus crispus (Dalmatian pelican) is the source of this 1610-nucleotide messenger RNA. The record is from RefSeq and is a predicted model, not a curated record. Lineage: Eukaryota; Metazoa; Chordata; Aves; Pelecaniformes; Pelecanidae.
UAUCCACACCGGGGACCGACCCUACAAAUGCGCUCACCCUGGGUGUGAAAAGGCUUUCACCCAGCUUUCCAACCUGCAGUCCCACAGACGGCAGCACAACAAAGACAAACCUUUCAAGUGCCACAACUGCCACCGUGCGUACACGGAUGCUGCCUCGUUGGAGGUACACCUGUCUACACACACGGUGAAACACGCCAAGGUCUACACCUGCUCCAUCUGCAGCCGGGCCUACACCUCGGAGACGUACCUGAUGAAGCACAUGCGGAAACACAACAUCCCUGACCCACAGCAGCAGGUGGUUCAGGCACAAGCCCAGGCCUCUCAGCAGCAGCAGCACUUCCAGCCGCAGGGCGGGGGGGCAGCAGGGGGCCCUUCUGGAGACACUAACCAACCCAACCCUCCCCCCCAGUGCUCCUUUGACCUGACUCCUUACAAGACUUCAGAGCAUCACAAGGACAUCUGCCUCACUGUCAGCACCAGCGCCAUCCAAGUGGAGCACCUCUCCAGCUCCUAGAGAGACCUCAACCCAGGGAGCAGAAAGCCUCUUGUGCAUAGCCUGCGCCCAGGGGCACCGCUUGUGCAGCGGCCCUCGUGCAACAGUCUCCGGCCUCUCCUCCUGCAACAGCCUCUUCUGGCCGUGUAACCCUGUUCAUGGCAGCCCCUUGAACAACAGCCUGUCUCAAGGGGGUGCUCCUUCUGUGCAACAGCCUGCCUGGUAGGAGGAUGCUUCCUUGUGCAAGAGCCCCUUUCCUGUGCUGGGAUCACUUCCUCAUGCAAGAGCCCCUCCUUUCAAACCCAAAGAAAGGCCCCCGUUUUGCCUUCUCUCUCACUGUAGGAUGCGUAUGAAGGGGGGGUGCGUGUUGAGACAUGCAUGGUGGAUGGGAUGGAGAGACGGUCCUUGUACGUACAGGGGCUUGGACACAUGUUUUCAGCAGGCCACAGAAGAAUGUGGCAGGGUUCACAGCUGGAUGGGGUUCUUUGAGGAUUUCCUUGAGUGUCUAAGAGAGAAAUAUCCAUUCCUGUCCCUCCUGCUUGUGAAAGGGAGGAAGGGUCGCUCGUCCUGCCCCAAGGACUGGAUGGGAGAAACCUUCUCCCCGGUGGAAGGUGAGACCGGUGCGGGGGGAGAGGUGAGGCAUGUUCUCUGGGCCGGACAGGUGCCUGCACUGCCCGAGGGCUGUGGAGUAUUGCACUCUUUCUCCUCCCCUGGUGGAGAGCAAUAGAGAGGAGUCUGUCUGAACUGGCUGCUGCCUCUCUCUCCCAGCUGUCUGAGCAGCACGAUGGCCGAGGCCCCGUAGGAAUGUGGGUUCCUCCUGCUCAUUGCUCUUCCUGCCCGUUGUGGAUGAUGUUCUAGCAGCUUGUACUCCUCCUCCUCUCCCUCCUGCUUCCCCCACCACCUCCUCAGAAAAGCCUGCAGGCCUCAACAACAAACCAAAAAACAACUGGAGGGAGGGGAAGAGACUGCCAAAAUAAUCAUCACCCUUCUCUCUACUCCCUUUCCUGAAAGGCGGAACGACAGCAGUUCUGACUCUCACAUGCCUGUCCUGCCCCCAGUUUCCCAAAGGGAAGGAGGAGGAGGAAUAGACCAGUCUUUUCAAGGAGCCGGCAGGAGG